Molecule: messenger RNA, 1426 nt
Organism: Balaenoptera ricei (Rice's whale)
Lineage: Eukaryota; Metazoa; Chordata; Mammalia; Artiodactyla; Balaenopteridae
Gene: B3GALT4
Product: beta-1,3-galactosyltransferase 4
Exons: 2
Coding region: 197-1333 (378 amino acids)
Cellular component (GO): membrane
Molecular function (GO): N-acetyl-beta-D-glucosaminide beta-(1,3)-galactosyltransferase activity
Source: RefSeq, a predicted model, not a curated record
CAUUCUGCUUGCCGCGCGGCUGCGAAGCUUCUGACAGGGUUGCCGGGGACGCGCACGCCACGCCCUCCCAGCGAGAGGGGCGGGACUAGGCCGCUGCCGAGGACGGGUGAGGUGACUGGUGAAGCGGAAACCCGCCGGCCAUGGAGCCGGGCCUCCGCGGCCGAGCCGACAAGGUCCCCUCUGACUGCGCCGCACCAUGCGCCUCAGCCUCUUCCGGCGCCUCCUCCUGGCCGCCCUGCUGUUCGUGAUUGUCUGGACGCUCUUUGGGCCCUCGGGCAUCGGGGAGGAGCUGCUGAGCCUCUCGCUAGCCUCCCUGCUCCCAGGCCCGGCCUCGCCAGGGCCGCCCCUGACCCUGCCCCGCCUCCUGAUCCCCAACGAGGAGGCGUGCGGCGGUCCCGGCCCCCCGCCCUUCCUGCUAAUCCUGGUUUGCACGGCCCCGGAGAACCUGAACCAGAGAAACGCCAUUCGGGCCUCGUGGGGCCGGCUGCGCGAGGCCCGAGGGCUCAGGGUGCAGACUGUCUUUCUACUGGGAGAGCCCAGCUGGGGCUCGCGCGGGAACGACCUGGCGCGGGAGUCAGCGGCCCAGGGGGACAUAAUGCAGGCGGCCUUCCAGGAUUCCUACCGCAACCUCACUCUCAAGACCCUCAGCGGGCUGAACUGGGCCGACAAACACUGCCCUGUGGCCCGCUACAUCCUCAAGACCGACGAUGAUGUGUUCGUCAAUGUCCCCGAACUGGUAUCAGAGCUGGUCCGGCGAGGAGGCCGCUGGGAGCAAUGGGAAAGGGGCAUGGGGCCCCUGAGAAAGGCGAAAGUUGGAGAUGAAAAGUGGGAAGGAGGCCCCACCUUGGCGAGCCAGCCCGUGCCUCUCUUGUACCUGGGCCGUGUGCAUUGGCGAGUGCACCCCUCUCGGACACCAGGGGGCAAGCACCAGAUAUCAGAGGAACAGUGGCCUCCCACCUGGGGCCCCUUUCCCCCCUACGCCUCAGGCACGGGCUAUGUGCUAUCGGCUUCUGCUGUGCAGCUCAUACUGAAGGUAGCCAGCCUGGCACCCCCUCUGCCACUGGAGGAUGUCUUUGUGGGGUUAAGUGCCCGACGAGGAGGCCUCGCCCCAACCCACUGUGUCAAGCUGGCUGGUGCCACCCACUACCCCCUGGAUCGGUGCUGCUAUGGGAAAUUCCUGCUGACAUCCCACAAGUUGGACCCCUGGGAGAUGCAGGAAGCCUGGAAGCUGGUGGGUGGCUCUGAUGGGGAAAGAACUGUACCCUUCUGCUCCUGGCUCCAGGGAGUCCUCGGCAUCCUCCGAUGCCGGGUAAUAGCCUGGCUUCACAGCUGAGAGGGCCUGGGUGCCCAGGAGAGGGGCGAGGAGCUGAGAGUCCAGCCAGCACCCUCACCACCUUCUCUCUCCCGGGCCCAAGGCAGAGGCUCU